UAGCCAACUACAGUACAGAGCACAGAAGAUUAAUGUAUCUCAAUGCAGUCUUUGACUUUAUCAUAAUAAUAUUAAAUAGUCCCAACAGUGGGAAAUUAUAUAGCCAAGGAUUUUUUUGUGAGCUGCCCAUUUCCAAAAAGGUGUCUUUCAGCUGGCCGUUUACCAUUUAUUUAUAUAAUACCGCAGCCACCCUGAGUUUCUUUAUCCGUGACUUGGCAGCUAGGCUGGAUGAAGAUUUGCAAUUUUUAAGUGAUGGCCAAACCUCAUGUCAAAACCAAAGGCUAAGCAUAGCUGCAGUGUUGUUGGAGACACAUUACAGCAAAAGCCUUUGCCAACUGGAAUAAAUUCAGUCGUAAAUUUGUCAAGGGACAGGGGUGUAUUUGUUUGCUGAGGUGUCUGCUGUAUGAACCACAUGCAAGUAUCUGCACACUAAUUGAGGGGAGUUGUUGUAUUUGGCAGCUUGGUGCUGAAGUGCCACAUCCAACAAAUAAUGCUUUUACUCUCUGUGUCCGCUUGGGUUACUUUGCUUUCAAAGAAAAAUGUAGAUUUGGCUUUGCCCCUUGUCAUUAUGGCUGCAUCGAGUAUACAGUAUUAACAAGAAUAGAAUCAUAAAGCACAUAACCAAAACCAAAACCAAUUUUGUCAUAAGACUUAUUUAACCAAGGGAGCGCCAGUUGGUGAGCAAAAACACAGCAAAGAAAAUAUAACAAUGACAAAUUGUCAAUGCGAAAAAUUGCAAGUAAAAAUCAACCUAACUAAGAGAGAUACUGUACUAGAUAAAUCGGAACAAAAACAGAUGAAGAGAUUCAAACCUGAAAGCUCAGUGAGGCAGACUUGCUCACCACUUGUAUGCCAUGCUGCAAAUCUGCAUGUUGCCUUUAAUUUUAACAUUCUAAAUGGUUUUGAACUGCGUUUUAGACACAGUAAAGCGUAUCAACAUGUGACACGUGUGACAACUCUCCACAUUCUACUUGUUAUCCACUCUAUCUACUGGUUUUUCAUUGGACAGAGGGCUUGUUGAUUACAUCCUAUGGAUCUCCAUCGUAGAUUCAAAUGUCGUGUGAAUCCAUGUAACCCCAGAACCCUCCGUGUCUCACCCACCUUCCCUGAUUCCCUUGUUUGAGAAGAUAAAGUAGAGCCUGUCAGUGCUUCCUCUGUGGAGGAGCGACAGCUGGAUGAGGAUGAGGAUGAGGAUGAGGAUGAGGAUGAGGAGGAGGAAGUUGCUUGUUGCCAGAAGGAAGUGACAUGUGAGCAACCAGGCACCAUGCUAUUAGAGCAGAAAGAUUUGGUAACAGAAGCGCUGGUUUUGGCGUGCGAGCUAGCCCAAACACCUGAGGUGCUCAAUGGAGGAAGUCAUCACAGGGAGCACAGUCCGUCAAGAAAAGGUUUGUCAGGGUGCAAUGUGCAAAGGGGGGGGACACCUUUUGUAUCAGUGUGUGAGUGUAAAUGCAUGUGUUUGGUUGGAAAAAUGUAUCAGAGGAAUAUCUUGCACCUAAUUACUUGCAUCCUGCAGCUUUGUUGCUCUUAAAUCCUAAAGCUUCCCCACCCUCAUUAUUCUUUGCUUGUUCACUCUUCCAUUCGUUUUUAUAUCGACCGUUGUUGGACGAUAUUAUCAACCAUGUGAUGGUUGACAAUGGCUGUCCUUUGUGUGUUGCCAGCUACAUUGCGAAUGCAAGUAGCACUUGUCACAUUAUUGUGCAGUCCCGAGAACAGUGACAUGUAUGGUUGCUUUCUGAACCAGUAGUGAAUGUGAUGGGGUUUUUUUUCCUGACACAAUUGACAUCCUAUAUACUGCAAUAGGAGUUCAGUAAUAUUUGUGUACUCUUACUUUUCAUCAUCUAAAAUCAUGCAACCCAUGCCUUCAUUUUAGUUGUGCAGGUAAGCGUAGAUGCUGCGACCUACUUGUUGCACUGCAGUGUGUUUAGAGAGCUUCUGCUUCUGUUUGCACAAGGCUUUGCCUUGACUGAUGUUGCCCAGCUUUUUGUAGAUGCUGAUUUUAGACAGAAUGACUCCACACAAAACUGUACAGUGUCCUCCAAACUCGCAGCCCAACCUGAAGAAAGUACCAGAAUGGAGUCGUGUGUGUGUGAAGACAAAGAUGAAGACAAAGAGCAUCCCCUCUUAAAGAUUGAAUCAAUUCCAGAAUGUGGUGUUGAGUUAAAGGAUAUGGUUGUGGGGUCGGGCACAAAAACAUACUUCGAGUUGGUCACAUCAGAAAAAGAGGCUAUUGCAGGUGAACAAAAGUACUUCAAGUCAAGUGAAUUCUCAAUAGGGUGGGAAGCCAAGGGACAGAACUCAAGAACCUUUUCUCAAAGCUCGUGUCCGGUAAGUGGAAGUUUCAGCAAAUUAGUGGAGACAGGCUCCUCUGGGAAGACUUCAUAUGCCUCAAUUUCAACGUUACCUGAGAAAGACACUUCUUUACCUUCUCCUGAGCAAUCAAGCACGGGUCGUGAAACAUUGGAACUGGCAGGCGUCCUCCCUCUUCCCUCACUGCAGAAGACAGAGCAUGAUAGCAUAAGACCAAUAAUGGGUGCUCUGAUUGGAAAAUCUCUGGCCAAGCUCACCCUUGCAGAGCAGACUUUAAUUCUGUUGGGUGAAGAAAGACAGCACGAAGACCUGGGCUCCAGUGUUUUUAAUGAGUACUCUGGGCCAAUGCCUUCUCCUGCUGACAAACCCAGUCCAGAUGACUGUUCUUACCAUUGUUUCACUACUAUGGAGUUACAUGUGGACAAGCCUGGAGCUGCUGAAGUUGAAUUUGAUAAUAAAUUACAAGAUAACAAAGUGUCUAAUCAUGGAAUGUCACAAAAAUCACCUCCCCUGGCUAAAGGACUGGAAAAAGCUGUGAUGAGUGGAAUGAAACCAGAUCGCCUCAGAAUCCCAUUGGCCAGUCCAAAAGACAGACUGAUUCGUUUGGGGAGCGGUUUACCUGGUGACAUAAAAAUCCAAGCAAUUCCCGAAGUAGACCUUGAAAAAGAUCCAUCAAGAGAGGCCUCACCUGUCCCACCAGACAGUACCUUUGUAUUUACAUCUACGGAAAUUGAAAGUGAGCUUCCGCUCAGUCUCACCUGCCCCAAAAGCCCAGACAAUACCUCCCAAGAUACACAGAUUUCUGGAGAGAAAACAAGCGAUAUUUCAGGUGAUUCUAUAAGAAAAAACAAGGCUGGCGGGAUUACUAUGGAACAGAUAAAGAAACCUGAGCAUGAGCAAGAUUGCGAGAAGUUGCUCGGUGAUCCCAGCACACAUGCUAUGUCAGAAACUAGAGAAAACGAAGAGAUCCCCAAAGCCCUUAAGCCCUCUGAUGAAAUGAGUACACUAUACUUACAGGAAGGCUCACCAAAGUCACAAUUUCCCUUUCCAGUCAUAAUUAUACCUCAAGCGCAAGUCGCAGAAGAGGAUGAGCGAGAGGUUGUUGAAGAGAUCAUGUGUGAUGCUUACAUGCACGUGCUCCCCAGAGUGGAUCAGGUUGAACCAGAACUGGUGGAAGUGGUUCAGUCGCCCACAGUACAGGAAACCAGCAGUUUUGGGCAACCUAAGAGUGAUCUUUGCGGCCCCUUUGCAAGCACCGAUGAUGACUCACUACAACAGCAACAAACUAGUAACAAGGAGGAGAUGGUUGGCCCAGAUGAUACAACUGAACUGAAAAAGGAGAAGACAAUGGGGAUGCAGGAUGACGGAACCGCUUUAGACAUAGGUCCGAAGGUAGAAGACAGUAGUCAACCCGCUCAUGAUGAAGCUACAGUGAAAAUUUCCAUCGGUGACACAGACGGUAGCUGGACUGAUUCAAAAGAUGAUGACAAAACUAUCAUCACAAAGCAAAUCGUAGCCCUUCUGCCAAUCCAGUGUGCCACUCGGGAUGUAAUCGGGAAGGACACACCUUCCAAACGGGUCCCUGGGAAAGGCAGUAAAGUGACACGGAAAGGUCCCAGCAUUCGCCUAAAAGAGGAGAUGAAGAAGAAAAAAGUAAGCGUCAUGCGGAGGGGGGACCAGAAUAAGGUCUCAGCCUUCCAGAGUCGAAAAAACGUAGCCAAGGCGGUGGCCAGACAUCCUCGGCCAGCUGUGCGUCACGGUUCUGCUAGAUGCAAAGCCGCAGGUGUAGAAAGCUCUCAACCUUUAAGUGUCCACCAGUCCAGGGAGAGACCAACUAGCCCCACACGGCCUGUUCUGUUAAAAGUGGCAUUGCAGAGCCACAGUUCUGAUCAGGAACCCCCACGGCCUGACUCUGCAUGUAGCCUUAAACGGAGCCCCCAAGUGCAGGCGGUGCUCAGUGAGGCCCGGCCCUCCACUGCAUGCUCCCGCCCUCCCCCUCUGAAAAAUACACAGGAGAGAGCAUACCGUAGUCCAGAGAAGAGGUCAUCUCUUCCCAGGCCGUCCAAGUCACUGACCCGUCACCUUCCUGCAGCUGAACAAGAAGACAACAGCACUCCCCCCAGGCCAACCUCUAUCAGCUCUGAAGCCAAAGUCGACUGCAGGUCUGGGAGGGGCCCUAGUAUGGCAGGUACGGAUUCUGGACGUUCCUGGUCAGCCCGCAGUGGAACUUCUACCCCUGGAUCCUCUGCGGUCACACCUGGCACACCCCCGAGCUACUCCCGCACACCCGGCUCACGUACCCCCGGCAGCCACACGCCCAAGUCCUUCAGCGUUCUCCAGGAAAAGAAGGUUGCGAUAAUCCGCACCCCGCCCAAGUCCCCGUCCUCAGCCCAGCGGCAGUUGAAGGUUGUCAACCAACCCUUGCCUGACCUCAAGAAUGUCAAGUCAAAGAUUGGAUCCACCUCCAAUCUUAAACACCAACCCAAAGGCGGACAGGUGCAAAUUUUAAACGAGAAGCUGGACUUCAGACAUGUUCAGUCAAAGUGCGGCUCCAAGGAUAAUCUGAAGCACACGCCCAAAGGAGGCAAUGUCAUGAUUCCAAGUGUUAAACUGGACUAUAGCCACGUCCAGGCUAAAUGUGGCUCCCUGAACAAAAUCCAACAUGCCCCAGGAGGAGGAAACGUCCAAAUCCAGAGCAACAAAAUGGACUUAAGCCACAUCACUUCGAAAUGUGGCUCCAUGUCUAACAUCCACCACAGGCCAGGCGGAGGGAACAUUCGGAUCGAGAAUGUGAAGCUGGACUUUAAAGACAAAGCCCAACCCAAGGUCGGCUCACUGGACAACUCCAGCCACAUGCCAGGAGGCGGGAAUGUGAUGAUUGAGAGCCACAAGCUGAACUUCCGUGAAUCUGCCAAAGCUCGAGUGGACCACGGUGCAGAAAUCGUUGUCACACACUCCCCAGGGCUGGAAAUGGGAGGCACCUCGCCUCACUUGUCCUCCGCAGGCAGCCUGAAUCUUCUAGAGUCUCCACAGCUUUCCACACUGGCCCAGGAUGUCACCGCCGCACUGGCCAAGCAGGGUUUAUGA
Molecule: messenger RNA, 5394 nt
Organism: Syngnathoides biaculeatus (alligator pipefish)
Lineage: Eukaryota; Metazoa; Chordata; Actinopteri; Syngnathiformes; Syngnathidae
Product: microtubule-associated protein tau-like
Exons: 13
Coding region: 2071-5394 (1107 amino acids)
Biological process (GO): microtubule cytoskeleton organization; neuron projection development
Cellular component (GO): neuron projection
Molecular function (GO): microtubule binding
Source: RefSeq, a predicted model, not a curated record